Messenger RNA from Coffea arabica (coffee), 2119 nucleotides. NCBI's taxonomy places the organism in Eukaryota, Viridiplantae, Streptophyta, Magnoliopsida, Gentianales, Rubiaceae. The record is from RefSeq and is a predicted model, not a curated record.
UUGCAGUAUCUAGUUGAUCUUGCUGGAAGUGAACGUGCUUCUCAAACAAAUGCAGAUGGUACAAGGUUCAAGGAAGGGAGCCAUAUUAAUAGAAGCCUGCUGACUUUGACAACUGUAAUUAGAAAGCUAAGUGGUGGCAAGAGGAUUGGUCACAUCCCAUACAGGGAUUCAAAACUCACAAGAAUAUUACAGUCUUCAGUUGGGGGAAAUGCACGAACAGCAAUAAUUUACAUGAGUCCUGCUCUGGGUCAUGUGGAGCAAUCACGGAAUACACUCUCCUUUGCGACAAGUGCAAAAGAAGUUACAAAUAAUGCACAUGUGAAUCUGGUUGUUGCAGAAAAACAAUUAUUGAAGCAUUUGAAGAAGGAGGUGGCAAGACUUGAAGCAGAGCUCCGAAGUCCUGAACCAUGUGGCUCCUCGUCUUUAAGGUCCUUACUAAUUGAGAAGGAAAUGAAAAUCCAGCAGAUGGAGAUAGAAAUGAAUGAGCUGAAACGCCAAAGGGACAUUGCAGAAUCCCAGCUUGAAUUAGAAAGAAAAGCACACAAGGAACCAAAGGGAUCAAAUCAGCACGGUCCGUCUCGUCGUGUAGUUAAAUGUCUUUCUUAUACUUCUGAGAACGAGUCAGUUUCUGGAGGGCCUCUUCCAAAAAUCCAGCCCAGGAACUUAACUGGAAGGCAAUCACUGGUUAGACAGUCAGCUACUUCUUCAUCCAUGCUGGUGCAUGAGAUUCGAAAAAUUGAGAUGAGCCAGAGGCAGCUUGGUGAGGAAGCGAACCGUGCACUUGAUUUACUUCACAAGGAGGUUGCUUCUCACAGAAUUGGUAGUCAAGAUGCUAAUGAAGCUCUGGCAAAGCUGCUUGUAGAAAUUAAGGAGAUGCAGGCUAUCGGUUUAGUUCCCGAAACUAUUGAGAUUAAAGACAAAGGUAGCUUGAAAGAAGAGAUUGCCCGAUUGAACACUCAGGAGACUAAUAUUGCAUCUCUAGAAGAAAAGCUUGAGAAUGUUCAGAGAUCCCUAGAUAAAUUAGUGACGUGUUUUCCAAGUGGAAAGGGGACUCCUGAUUUGAGGACUUCAGCCAAAAAGAAAAAAGGUCUUCCAUUUACACUGAGCAAUUCACCUAACAUGCCAAACAUGAUAAGAUCUCCAUGCUCACCUGUGGAACCAGGGAUUGAAAAUAGAGCCCCAGAGGCUAACAAUCUUUCAUCUGGUAGUGAUGGCUUCUACCUUCGAGAGAGCACUCCUCGUAGAAAUCACGAAGCUAACAAUAUCUCAUCAGCAGAGACUACCCCUGCACCAAAGCAUUCAACCUCUGUUGGUGUGAAGAAAAUGGAAAAGAUGUUCAAGAAAGCGACUGAGGAGCACAUCCGGAGUAUACGAACUUACGUCACAGGGCUUAAAGAACGUGUCGCAAAGCUGCAAUACCAGAAACAGCUUCUGGUUUGCCAGGUGUUAGAGCUGGAGGCAAAUGAAGCUGCAUCUGAUGGACCCGAUAAUAUUGAAGAAUCUAGCAUCUCAUGGCAAUCAAUGUUUGAAGAACGAAGGAAGCAAAUUGUCAUGUUGUGGCAUUUAUGCCAUGUGUCAAUCAUACACCGCACUCAAUUUUAUUUGCUGUUUAAAGGGGAUCCUUCAGAUCAGAUAUAUAUGGAAGUUGAACUUAGAAGGUUGACAUGGUUGGAGCAGCAUUUGGCAGAUCUUGGUAAUGCAAGUCCAGCACUUUUAGGUGAUGAUCCUGCAAGCUUUGUGUCAUCAAGCAUCAAGGCCCUUAAGCAAGAGAGGGAAUAUCUAGCAAAGAGGGUGAGUACAAAGCUGACUCCAGAAGAAAGGGAAAUGCUAUACUUGAAAUGGAACAUCCCACCAGAAGGGAAAGGCAAAACAAAGAGGAGGCUGCAACUUGUAAAUAAACUGUGGAUGGACCCUCUGAAUAUGCAACAUAUAAAGGAAAGUGCUGAAAUUGUUGCAAAACUCGUGGGGUUCUGCGAAACUGGUGAGCAUGUCUCCAAGGAGAUGUUUGAGCUCAAUUUUGUCUCCCCUUGUGACAAAAAGACUUGGAUCGGUUGGAACUUGAUAUCCAAUCUCUUGCACUUGUAAUCACCAACCUGUUAUUAGUGCUUCGAAUUCCACU